AUGUCCACAUCUCCCAUGGUAACAAGCGGUGACCAAUGGUCGAAACCAGCAACAACAAACACUCCAGCAACAACCGUAAAAACAAACAACACCUUAUUAGCAGAAGGCACUGAUCAGCAGAACAUGGAAAACUUGCCAUCUGCAUCCACAACUGCCUCAACAGGAGACACCAAUGCACAGGCCGCCUCAACCAGCAUGACAGAACCUAAGAACCCUACUGAACCUACUGAACCUCCAACCACACAAGCAGAGGAGAUUCUCACACAAAACGUUUCAGAAGUUCGUUUUGAGCAAAUCUCAACAGCAGCAACAACAACAACAACAGCAGACACGAGCAAGACACAAGAACCUUCUGCAAUGACCUUUGAAGAUGUAACCUCCAAUACAAGCACAGGAGAGCCCAGUGAAGAGCAUCCACCCAUCAUUACCGAAGAAACCACCUCUCCAGUCACAGCUACAGGAGGUGGAACCGAAGAGGUGGCAAAACAACGUGUAGAAACAACAACCAUGAUGGCACCAUCUCACCAACCUGCCCAUACCACAACGGCAAGUGUAACUGUCAUGAGUGGUGAUGAGAAUACUGAUGAUCCACUCCGAGCCAAUUACCUCAAUAAGAGUUUCUACCAUUUGAAAGAUGUCGAUGAGGAAACUCUGAAUAGCUAUUGCAAAUACUUUGGAGAGAAUGUCGAGGGUCUCACCUCCAAGUACAGAAAGCUCGCUCGUCUCAUCUCCCACUAUCCAAACUUUGUACGGCGAGGCAUGGAACGUUUCACCUUAGAUAACUUGAAGGAAAUGUGCCAAGAGUUGAAUUUAUCAACGGAAGGAAAGAAGAGUAUUCUUAUUGAUCAUCUCUUUGAUUACUACAUGAAUAUCCAUAAAGGAGACUCACUCGAAAUGAUGGUCACGAACGAGGCUGGUACAACAACAACAGCAAAGGGUGAAGUGUCCACCGCCACCACCACCUCUCCACAAACAAUGAGGAAAUCCACUCGACACAGAAAGACGAGUCCAAAACUAGGUGAAGAGAAGGAGGCAGCAGAGGAAGAGGCAGCAGGACCUACAAGAACACGUGCUGCUCCAAGAAAAGCAAGAACUCAACGAGGAAAGACUAAAAAAGCCAUGGAGGAAGAGGAAGAAGAAGAAGAAGGAGCAGCAGCCGAAGAGGAAGAAGAAUCUGCUCAUGGACCCAGUGGUACCUCAACGAAGAAACGAAAGAUGUCCCACGCUGAUACCACCACAGCUCAAGAAACGAGCAUUAGUAAGAGUGAAUUCUUGAGAUUGGCUCGAGAAUUGCGUUUCACGGUGGAUGAUAGGGAACAUGUGGCUCAUCAGAAGGGAGAACUCCAUGGCUCCUUUGGGUGGCAUUACAGUGGAAAAUCAAAUAUUGUGUUGGAUCGUUAUAAUGUUCCUGUAACUAUUACUUUGAAUGUGGUCGUGAAUAAGAGUGGAAGAAAGAAGGAGGAGUAA
Molecule: messenger RNA, 1467 nt
Organism: Naegleria fowleri
Lineage: Eukaryota; Heterolobosea; Eutetramitea; Acrasida; Naegleriidae
Exons: 1
Coding region: 1-1467 (488 amino acids)
Source: RefSeq, a predicted model, not a curated record